Urocitellus parryii (Arctic ground squirrel) is the source of this 1022-nucleotide messenger RNA. The record is from RefSeq and is a predicted model, not a curated record. Lineage: Eukaryota; Metazoa; Chordata; Mammalia; Rodentia; Sciuridae.
AUGCUGGAGGCCUGGCGGGGAGGAUCCGCCCGCGCUGUCCCUGGUGCUGGGCCGCCCUCAUCAGGGGACACGCGGGCCCCUGAGGCGACCCUGAGGCUUUCCCAAGGGAGAGAACAGAGAGGGGCUGUGUCCUCCCUUGGUGUGCCAGACUGGUGCAGGCAGAGGGGUCCCUUCCCACGGAACUUACUGAGGAGUCAUUUAGUGGGUCGUGUGGCCACCGUCUGCCCUCCCCAGUGGCCACCAGCCGGGGUCAUCUGGGGACCCGAGCAGCGAGAUCCCGCAGAGGCGCCUGAGGCGGAGGCUGACAUCACACAAGCUCUUCUUGCUAGAAGAAAACGGUUUGAAAUGAAUACAGAUGCUUCUCUCAAAAUUAUUAAUGAAAAUAUUGAACAUAUUCGCAAAAUACAACAAGAGCAAAGGCAGAAUCUUCAUUACAAAUAUUCUCAGCAAUUUCUGCCUUUGUUUCAACAGUGGGACAUAGAAGUACAGAAAGCUGAGGAGCAAGAAGAAAAACUAGCUAAUAUGUUUCAAGAGCAAAGAAAGCUUUUUCUUCAAUCUAGAAUUAUUCAGCGUGAGAAAGUUAAAGAAAUUAAAAAUUUGUACGAGCAAUUGCUAAAGAGUAUCAAAGACCUGGAGGAGUAUCAUGAAAGUCUUGUUAUUGGUGAACAAAGUAAAGUGAAAAAAGAAAUGGCUGAGUUGCAGGAAAAAAUUCUUAGGGAGACUCAACAGCAAGAGGUGGCAGUUGUUGAAAAGUCUCUUCAUUCUCUGUUAUACUGAUGGCUCUGAAGAAAAAACUCAAACCUACAUUACCUACAGUUCAAAAAACUCAAACCUAAGUUACCUAAGUUAAAUAUAACAUUAGCUACAAUAAUAGACAUUCUAAUAUAAUGCAGUACACGUUUGUCAUUUUGUUAAACACAAGAUGUUCACUCUGUUAACUAUCAAUUGAACCCUAAACGGUUUUGUAAGUAGCAGCAAUUACAAAGUUGUACAUAUCAAACUUCUAGCCCUUUGGCAGUAAU